Messenger RNA from Camellia sinensis, 1655 nucleotides. NCBI's taxonomy places the organism in Eukaryota, Viridiplantae, Streptophyta, Magnoliopsida, Ericales, Theaceae. The record is from RefSeq and is a predicted model, not a curated record.
AAAUCAAACUCGAUAUCAGUUCUUCACCGCUGCGAAUCACUCCUACCCAUUGCGGAAGAUAUCAACCUUGUCAACAGGAUUAUCAAUGCCAUUGCAAGUAAUGCAUGUAAAGAGCAACUCACAUCUGGCUUGUCCAAGCUAGAGCACAACUUUCCUUCAAAACCCGAAACAGAAACACCCUCAGACUGGUGGGGAAAAUCACUCACCGUGCUUAAUCUUGACUUCUUCCAGCGCGUUCUAUAUGCAGUAAAAAGUAAGGGUCUGAAACAGGAUAUAAUCAUCAGGAUUUUGAUAAAUUAUGCCCACAAUUCUCUUCAGGGACUUGUUGCGGUUAGGGAUCCACAAUUGGUUAACGGGGGUUUCUUGGACAUGGAAUUGCAGAAGAAAAAAAGAGCCAUCAUCGAAGCUAUAAUCGGUUUAUUGCCAACACAGUCAAGAAAGAGUGCUGUUCCCAUGGCAUUUCUUUCUAGAUUGUUGAAGUUUGCAAUAGCGGCAUCAGCAUCUACUCCAUACAGAUCUGAUUUAGAGAGGUGGAUUGGUUUGCAAUUGGAUCAAGUAAUUCUUGAGGACCUACUCAUUCCUGCAAAUUAUCAUGGAAACAAUCACAGCCCAAUGUAUGAUACAGAUUCAAUCCUAAGGAUUUUCUCCAUUUUCUUGAACUUGGAUGAGGAUGAUGAUGAGGAUAAUCACUUGAGGGAUGAAAGUGAAAUGGUAUACAACUUUGACAGCCCUGGAUCUCCUAAGCAGAGCUCAAUCCUGAAUGCGUCGAAACUGUUGGACAAUUGUCUUGCAGAAGUUGCACUCGAUUCAAACUUGACGCCAUCAAAGUUCGCAGCAUUGGCAAAAUUACUCCCAGACCAUGCCCGUAUAGUGAAUGAUGGAUUAUACAGAGCUGUGGAUAUCUUUCUCAAGGUUCAUCCGAACAUGAAGGACUCAGAGCAUUAUAGACUUUGCAAAACCAUCGAUUGCCAAAAACUAUCUCAAGAAGCUUGCAGUCAUGCAGCACAGAAUGAAAGGCUGCCAGUGCAAAUGGCAGUCCAAGUGUUAUACUUUGAGCAAAUUAGGCUUCGAAACGCAAUGAAUGGCGGUCACAAUCAGUUGUUCUUUGGCUCUGUCAAUGGCCAAUUCCCUCAACGUUCAGGUAGCGGAGCAGGAAGUGGAUGCAUCUCACCAAGAGACAACUACGCGUCGGUGAGAAGAGAGAACAGGGAACUCAAGCUGGAAGUUGCAAGAAUGAGGAUGAGACUGACUAACUUGGAAAAAGACCAUGUUUCGAUGAAACAGGAGCUUCGUGUGAAAUCACAUCCUGCUAACAAGUUAUUCAAGUCAUUUACGAAGAAGUUACGCAAGUUAAAUGCCCUGUUUGGGAUUAAAGAUAUGAAGCCGAUAGGUGGUAAGGCUAAUUCAGAAACUUGGAUUUUGUUUCAGAAGCGAAGGCGUCAUUCUGUAUCAUGAUUCAUGAUCAAACAUGUGCGUACAAGAAAGAAAACACUUUUAAUGUUAUUGCGAAUUAUGCAGUGUUGUGUUCAGUGAGAUUUAUUCUCUGCACUUUUUCUCCCGUUUUAUCUAAUGGAGUCUUUGAAAGAAAGCACUCAAAUCAAACUUCGUAAUUUGUAUUCUAAAGGUUAGAAAUUUGAUUAAUGGCAACACUUGGG